UGUGGAAAAAGUAUCAUCAGAAAGGAACUUGGAUUCUGAGUUUCUUAUUAGACCUGGAUUCGAAAGUUACCCAAAAUAACAAAUACGUGCUCCAUUAACUGAGUGAAGAAAGUGUUCUGGUGGUUUUUUGCGAUAUUUAUUCUCUCUAUUCAUCUUCUGGCAAAGCUAUUAUUAUUUUUUUGGGUAUCUCCCUUUUCUUUACUGGGGUCAACUCUUUUUCAACUAUUUGGCUGCUUUGGGUACUGCUUGUUUGGGAUGACUUUCCUUGAAAUUUCUCCUCCUUUGAUAGACUUUUGAGUGACCCUUUUUAAGGGAUUACUGGUGGAUUUCUUUUCAUUUUUCAAGUUUAUCUUUUAACGUGUUCUUUCUUUUUCCAAACCUUUAUUCUCCUCGUGUCCGGUCUCAAAAGGAAUCUCUUCUUUGCCUCUUCUUUCUUAAUUCACUCCUUACUUCACUCUCGAUUUUAAUGAGAAGAUUUGAAAGAAUCUGAAAAACCCAGAGAAUCCGAAACCCAAGAGAAAAAUGGAUCAUUCCCCUGUUCAUUCCAUCAAAUACACUGAGCACCGUUAUCAAACCAAGCUCCUUUCACCACUCUUAGAUGUCAGUCUCGUAAAGCAGCCAGAAAUGAAGCGUCGAAUUGUUCGGAUUUCAGUUACAGAUGCUGACGCCACUGAUUCAUCCGGUGAUGAAGACGACGACUACGAAGAACAUGCAAGCCAACUUCGUUGUCGAAACAGAGUGAAGAAAUACGUUAACGAGAUAACUAUCGAGUCAACAUUAUGUCCCGUCCAAAACGGCAGAGUUUCCAGGAGUAAAACGUCGUUGUCAAAGAGUUCACGAAAGAGGCCGGCGAUGAAAGUUAAAGCGACGAUGAAAGCACCGGCUGAUAAGAAGUUCAGAGGAGUUAGGCAACGGCCUUGGGGCAAAUGGGCGGCUGAGAUCAGGGACCCGCUAAGACGUGUACGGUUAUGGUUAGGUACCUAUGAUACCGCCGAAGAAGCAGCAGUGGUGUACGACAACGCAGCUAUUAAACUGCGUGGACCAGACGCGCUCACUAACUUUUCAAAUCCCAAGCUUCAAGACAAAAACAGCCAAAAACCGUUAUCCAGCUCUGAUUACCACUCCGGCGAAGAAUCUCUCAACACAAACCUUUGCUCUCCGACUUCCGUUCUCCGUUGCCUGUCGCUUUCCGCCGACGAAGGCGACUCACAAAGCGUCAAGGAAUCCCGAGAGUUGAGGAGCGAACCUGGAGCUGUCGUUGACGACUCUUGCUUCACAUCGGGUGAAAAAUUCUCAGAAUUUUCCGAUCAAUCAUCCUUGUUUCCGAGUGAUAUAUUUAGCUCAGUGCCGGAAUUGUUCGAUGAUAAUACGAGUUUUCACGAUUGUUUCCUGAAAGAUGAUUUCAGUAACGGGUUUUUGAGUUCAGGGGGUGAUUUCGAGUUCGGAUUUGGUGGCUUCUCGAGGUGGCAACGUGUCGAUGAUCAUUUCCAAGAUAUCGGGGAUUUGUUCGGGUCGGAUCCUCUCGUCGCAAUUUGACCGUUUCUUCGUUUUUCUGCGGCAAGUUUUGCAUCGGCGGGAACUGAAAAUAUCUGCUUUUCCCUCUGUUUAAGAUUUCUUCUUUUUUUAUUGUUGUUAUAAUGCUAUAAGAUUAUUAUUUGAUAUUAAUUAUUAUUAAUUAGUAAGAGUUUGAAUGUUAAACUUCUCCCGUCAAUGGAACGAUGACGGGCGUGUUUGGCUACGUGUUGUAUGCUUUGUCUUCUAUGUUCCUUUUAUGUAAAGGCACGUGUUCUAGUACUAAACAAACAACAUUUCGGUUUCCAAA
This is a messenger RNA of Gossypium raimondii (Peruvian cotton), 1822 nucleotides long. Its product is annotated as ethylene-responsive transcription factor CRF1. Lineage: Eukaryota; Viridiplantae; Streptophyta; Magnoliopsida; Malvales; Malvaceae. Bases 523 to 1536 code for a protein of 337 amino acids. Gene Ontology annotation, biological process: regulation of DNA-templated transcription. The transcript has a single exon. Gene Ontology annotation, molecular function: DNA-binding transcription factor activity; DNA binding. The record is from RefSeq and is a predicted model, not a curated record.